UGUUAAUACUUUUGAGGAAAUGGUGAAUUGUUUCAUGAAUUGUGUGUUAGCAAUUGAGGAAAAACUAUUUUAACGAGAAACUCCCGAUGCUCGUCUGAAAUCUCUUGGAGAUGACUGAGGUUUGUGUCAAUAAUCCCGGAACGCUUUUAAAGGUUGUCACCCGGAGCGCUUUAAAUGUGACACCGGAGUCCGUGCACAUGGGUUUGUGUCGGUAAGUCGCUGCAUGUUUCGCUGAAUCGCGACUGUUAAACGAGUCAGUUAUUUGCUUGUAUAUAAUUUAUCAUGACGAACAUGCCUGGAAUCUUUAAUUGGAUAAUAUAGAUGCCAAAUAAAGGCAGAAGAGUGAAGCAGCGUGAUGGGCAGCAGGAGGAUGAGCAUGAUGUGCCCAUCAAGCAGAUGAAGGUGGUGAAUGGCUCAGCUCCGCUGUGCUUCGACUCGCCGCGUGAUUUCUUCCAGAGUCUGAUCAGUCCGGUCGGGCUGGACGAGUUCUUCCAGCAGUACUGGGAGCAGAAGCCAUUAGUCCUGCAUCGGUCCGAUCCGCAUCUGGCCUCUUAUUACGGCUCUCUGUUCCAGCUGUCAGACCUGAAGCAGCUCUGCGCUCGCAGCCUGCGAUACGCCACGGACCUCAAUGUCUGCCGCUGCGUGGACGGCAAGAAGAAAGUGCUGAAUAAAGCAGGGAAAGUGAAGUUCAGCCAGCUGAAGAAGGACUUGGAGGAGAGGAGAGCCACCAUACAGCUGCACCAGCCACAGAGAUUUAAGGAUGAGCUGUGGCGCAUUCAGGAGCGGCUGGAGUGUUUCUUCGGCUCGCUGGUCGGAUCCAACAUCUACAUCACUCCUGAGGCCUCGCAGGGCCUCCCGCCGCACUACGACGAUGUGGAGGUGCUGAUCCUUCAGCUGGAGGGACAGAAACACUGGAGGCUUUACCAGCCCACCGUUCCUCUGGCCCGCGAGUACAGCCUGGAGCCUGAGGACCGCAUCGGGCCCCCGACACACGACUUCAUCCUGCAGCCUGGAGACCUGCUGUAUUUCCCCAGAGGAACCAUCCAUCAGGCGGACACACCGGCCGGGGUGGAGCGAUCCUCUCACCUCACACUCAGCACCUACCAGAACAUGUCGUGGGGCGACUUCAUGCUGGACGUGAUUCCCGGCUGCGUGUUCGACUGCAUGAGACGAGACGGUGAGAUGCGAUCCGGUCUGCCUCGUAACCUCCUGACGGCUCCCAGCUCCGGUUCUGAUGUUAAUAAGCGGAUGAGUGUGUUUCUGCGGCGUCUGGCCGAUGCUCUCGAGCGUGACAAUCACGAGCUUCGCUCCACUGCUAUGAAACGAGAUUUCAUCUCCCACAGACUGCCACCAUACCUGCUGGAGCAGGCCGAACUCGAACCCGCUGGGAAACUGCCGUCGCUGGAGGACACUGUGUGUAUCCGCUUCAAAGAGCAUCUUCUUCUGACGGUGGAGCCCAGUCAAGACAACACUGACGAGGCCACAGAGCUGGUGGUGUUUGUGUUGCAUUCGUUAAAGAACAAGAGAGAAACGCACAUGAUGGGAACACCUGAUGAUGAUGAUGAAGAUGAUGAUGAAGAGGAGGAGGUCGUCUCGCAGUUCCAGGGCCUGCGCUUCCCCUCGUCUCAUCUGGCCGCUCUGGAGCAGCUGCUGCGAGUCGAUCGCGUCCCGGCUGCGCAGCUGCAGCUCCUGAAGGAUGAAGAUAAACUGGGGCUGCUGCUGGGACUGUGGAGCGAGGGACUGCUGCAGGUCUGCCAAACGCCUUAAACACCAGCUCAUCUUCAUCAGGAACGGUUUCGAACUGUCAGGAAUUGUGCCUAAUUGUAGCUGAAUGCUGAAUAAAACAAGUCAUUAUCCAA
Onychostoma macrolepis is the source of this 1859-nucleotide messenger RNA. It is a transcript of the gene riox2, whose product is annotated as ribosomal oxygenase 2. Bases 322 to 1767 code for a protein of 481 amino acids. The transcript has 10 exons. Gene Ontology annotation, cellular component: nucleolus. NCBI's taxonomy places the organism in Eukaryota, Metazoa, Chordata, Actinopteri, Cypriniformes, Cyprinidae. Gene Ontology annotation, molecular function: histone H3K4 demethylase activity; histone H3K36 demethylase activity. The record is from RefSeq and is a predicted model, not a curated record.